AUAAAAAUGUAAAGGUCAAAGCUGAGAAUGCAAAGUUAAGGUGUGCUUUAGAAGAAUAUGAAGCUAAAUUUAUGAGACUAAAGCAGAGAGAUAAAGAAAAGACCAAACUUAUUGUUAAAAUAAAUGAUGAUAUCAAGAAAAUCAAACAAUCAUCGACCAAU
Funneliformis mosseae is the source of this 161-nucleotide messenger RNA. Lineage: Eukaryota; Fungi; Glomeromycota; Glomeromycetes; Glomerales; Glomeraceae. The record is from the annotation of a GenBank genome assembly.